Messenger RNA from Cucurbita moschata (crookneck pumpkin), 1740 nucleotides. Its product is annotated as cyanogenic beta-glucosidase-like. NCBI's taxonomy places the organism in Eukaryota, Viridiplantae, Streptophyta, Magnoliopsida, Cucurbitales, Cucurbitaceae. The record is from RefSeq and is a predicted model, not a curated record. Gene Ontology annotation, molecular function: beta-glucosidase activity. The transcript is spliced from 14 exons. Bases 33 to 1565 code for a protein of 510 amino acids. Gene Ontology annotation, biological process: carbohydrate metabolic process.
CCCUUCUCUUGAGGCUCAAUGGCUAACGGUAAAUGAACUUGUUUCAUUUCUUUCUCUUCCUCCAACCUCAAAAUUUUGUGCUUCAUGUGUUUGCAGUUGUCAAUAACCAAAUCCAGCCUAUCAACGUGAUCAGGCGAGGCAGCUUUCCUAUAGACUUCGUAUUUGGCACAGCAUCUUCAGCUUACCAGUAUGAAGGUGCUGCCUUUAGGUAUGGUAAAGGGCCAAGUACAUGGGAUACCUACACUCACAAAUAUCCAGAGAGAAUUAAGGAUCGUAGCAAUGGAGAUGUAACUGUUGAUCAGUAUCAUCGCUAUAGAGAAGACGUUGCCCUCAUGAGGAGUAUAGGUUUUGAUGUUCAUAGAUUCUCAAUCUCUUGGUCCAGAAUUUUGCCGACGGGAAAGAUUAGUGGGGGUAUGAACGAAGAUGGAAUAGAUUACUACAAUAAUCUCAUCGAUGAAAUGCUUAAAUAUGGCAUCCAACCUUAUGUCACACUUUUUCAUUGGGAUGUUCCUCAAGCUUUAGAAACCGAGUAUGGUGGCUUCUUGGAUCGUCAAAUUGUAGAUCAUUUUCGGGACUUCGCUGAUCUUUGUUUCAAAUUGUUUGGUGGAAAAGUGAAGCAUUGGAUAACCUUGAAUGAACAGUACAUCUUCACCUUCAAAAGUUAUGUAAUGGCAGAAUACGCACCUGGUAGAGGUGCAGAAUGGGAUCCAUGUCGCUAUCUUGCUGGUAAUUCCGGCACCGAGCCAUACAUUGUUGGUCACAACCUAAUUCUUGCACACGCUGCGGCUGUCAAUGUUUACAAGACCAAAUAUCAGGCAGACCAAAAGGGUUUGAUUGGCAUCACAUUGGAAUCAACAUGGUAUGUGCCAUAUUCAGAUUCUGAGGCGGAUAGAAGAGCUAGAGAUCGGGCUUUUGAUUUUUCACUUGGUUGGUUCUUGCAUCCACUCGUUUAUGGCGAUUAUCCACAGAGCAUGAGAACUUUGGUGGGGAGGAGGUUGCCCAUAUUCCCAAAGGAAGCAAGCAUGUCCAUCAUAAACUCCUUUGAUUUCCUUGGCAUAAAUUAUUACACAGCUAAUUAUGCAAAAGACAAUCCCAGCAACGUUUAUCCAGGCCAAAGCUACUUGAAUGAUAUUCAUGCAACUCUUUCAACUGAUCGUGAUGGAGUUCCAAUUGGUCCAAAGGUAGACCCAUCAUCUUGGCUAGCUGUUUAUCCAAAAGGAUUGAAAGGAGUGCUGACAUAUGUAAAGAAUAAUUAUAAGAAUCCAAUUAUUUACAUCACAGAAAAUGGAUAUCUCGACUUUGAUACCCACCGUGCUCAUGAUUUAAUACGAGACAAGGGUAGAAUCAAAUAUUUUAAUGACCAUCUCUAUUAUCUUAACGAAGCAAUGAAAGAUGGUGUAAGGGUACGUGGCUACUUUGCAUGGUCAUUAUUGGACAACUUUGAAUGGGCAAGUGGGUACACUAUACGCUUUGGUAUCACCUAUAUUGAUUUCAAGCACAAUUUGAUGAGAAUGCCAAAAGACUCCGCAAGAUGGUUCCACAACUUUCUAACGUCUUUUAAAUGAUAUACUAACCUUCCAUACUAUAUUGUAUGCACUAUUAUCAUUUUGUAUUUUGUUAUUGCACCCUUCUAGAGUACUUACAACUCGGAGAAGAUACUAAAUAAAUUGUAAUAACAAAUGCAUUUAUUUAACUUUAUGGUUUCUAUUGAUGGUAUGAAGUAAAAUAAUUUUCUCGUCU